Fraxinus pennsylvanica is the source of this 468-nucleotide messenger RNA. NCBI's taxonomy places the organism in Eukaryota, Viridiplantae, Streptophyta, Magnoliopsida, Lamiales, Oleaceae. The record is from the annotation of a GenBank genome assembly.
AUGCAGAGGAAGAACAGCAACAUCAGGAGUCGGAAAGACAGCAAAGUGAGACGGUUGAUUAAAGCCCUGAUAAGGGUUCUGUCGAAAACGAGGGAUUUGUACGUCCAAAGCCUUUCAGGUUGCGCCGGAGAAGUUCAUUCAUCAGUGGGGUGGCCUGCAUCACUACAAUUCUCAAAUUCACCAAAAAGCUUCAGUACCAACUCAUCAUUCUUAAACAAUGAUGAAGUACUCUAUGCCACGAAUAUUAGGAGCCUCCGCCUCGCCGGCAAUAUCAAAGGGGAUGACUCUCUCAGGAGACACCAGUCGGAGCCAUGUGUAGUGGGCCGGAGUCAGAUUGUUACCAUUGGAAGGAUUGCUGAAGACGAGCCCUGUGAAUUCGGAGAACAUAUCAUUGUGAAGACUGACUUUUAUCCGAAAUUCAGAAGCUAUUCAGUUUCAAGAAGUCCGAUUUUGGGAACAUCAACAUGA